AUGUUUAGCUUUUCUGAGCAAAAUGACUUCUUUGGCCGUCGAUGCGUGUGGGUCAACGGCCCCGUUAUUGUAGGGGCGGGUCCCUCUGGGCUAGCUAUCUCGGCUUGCCUUAGGGACCAAGGGAUUCCUUUUGUGGUCAUUGAAAGAUCUGACUGCAUUGCUUCCCUUUGGCAAAAGCGCACGUAUGAUCGCCUUAAGCUUCACCUUCCUAAGAAAUUCUGUCAACUUCCCAAAGUACCCUUCCCCAAAGAGUACCCCGAAUACCCCACAAAGAAACAAUUCAUCGCUUAUCUCGAGAAUUACGCGAAAAAAUUCGACAUCAAGCCACAAUUCAAUGAGUGUGUUCAGUCGGCUAAGUUUGACGAGGCCUGUAAGCUCUGGCGGGUCAAGACCGUUUCGACGAUCGGAUCAAUCCGGUCGGAAACGGAGUAUAUCUGCCAGAUGCUUGUGGUAGCUACCGGAGAAAAUGCUGAAGGGGUAGUACCGGAAAUCGAAGGCCUAAAAGACUUUUCCGGUGAAGUGAUCCACGCAAAAGAUUACAAAUCCGGCGAGAAGUUCCAAGGAAAGAAAGUUUUAGUCGUGGGUUGUGGGAAUUCCGGCAUGGAAGUGUCUCUCGACCUCUCUAACCACAAUGCAAAGCCAUCAAUGGUGGUUCGAAGCUCGGUUCAUGUCUUACCAAGAGAGAUCUUUGGGAAAUCAACAUUCGAUUUAGCCAUGAUGCUGAUGACAUGGCUACCUCUAUGGCUAGUUGACAAAAUUCUACUGAUUCUAGCAUGGUUCAUCAUCGGAAACAUCCAAAGUUACGGGAUAAAAAGACCAUCGUUAGGUCCACUAACACUCAAAAACCACCACGGAAAGACCCCGGUUCUUGACAUCGGAGCACUCGAGAAAAUCCGAUCAGGCGACAUCAACGUAGUCCCCGGAAUCAAAAGGUUCACCGGAAAGUCAGUCGAAUUGGUCAACGGUGAAGUUCUAACCAUCGAUUCAGUUGUUUUAGCAACUGGGUAUUUCAGCAACGUCCCAUUUUGGCUUCAUGAAACUGAAUUCUUUGCUGAAAAUGGAUUCCCCAAAACUCCAUUUCCAAAUGGUUGGAAAGGAAAGGGAGGGUUGUAUGCAGCUGGGUUCACAAGAAGAGGGUUGGCUGGUGCUUCUGCUGAUGCAGUAAAAAUCUCAAAAGAUAUUGGAAAAGAAUGGAAAGAGGAACUAAAACAGAAAAUUAAGAAAGUUCCUACACACAGAAGAUGCAUUUCAACUUUCUAA
Molecule: messenger RNA, 1260 nt
Organism: Cynara cardunculus var. scolymus (artichoke)
Lineage: Eukaryota; Viridiplantae; Streptophyta; Magnoliopsida; Asterales; Asteraceae
Product: probable indole-3-pyruvate monooxygenase YUCCA8
Exons: 3
Coding region: 1-1260 (419 amino acids)
Biological process (GO): auxin biosynthetic process
Molecular function (GO): NADP binding; flavin adenine dinucleotide binding; N,N-dimethylaniline monooxygenase activity
Source: RefSeq, a predicted model, not a curated record